CGACGGUGGGCCGGGCGGGUGCCGGCAGUCAGUGCAUGACGGCCUGAGGUUUGUAUCGAUAUCGUAUCUCCGCGCACGGUCCGCUCGCUCGCGACAGGGAAAGGGAGAAAGAGAGACAGAGACGGUUCCCGGGGGCCGCGCGACUCCGUGACGUUACUACGACGCGAGCGGAUCGUUCGUCGCGCGUCGUUCCCGAAUCCCGCGUAUACUCCGAAAUUUCUCGGCUACGAAAUUCGCGCCGUAAAAGGGAGGCACGGACGCGCAGUGCGUGACGAAGAAGGUGUGUGACGGUAAUCGUCGAAUUUACGCCGCCAGACGGAUUCGGCGGAGCCUACACACCGGCGGUGAGAGGAGAGACGUGAGAGAAGGCGGGAGGGUGGAGAGGACGGAAGUGCGCGACGAGUCAUCCCGUUCGAAAACGUGGAUUAACGUACACGGCUCACCGAUUAUUAAUAAAAUACGCGUAUCUCUCUCUUGCAAUGCAGUAAAGUGCAUAUCGCGCGUGUCGGGAGUGCCGUUUAAAGUAAAGUACCGCGCGAUUCUCAUAUUCGAAUAAUAAUUACGCUCGUAUAAUUAACUACGUUUUCGCGAGUGAAGGAACUUGUGCGACAAAGGAAACUGAGAGGAGGAGGAGGCAUCGGGCGACGGCAGAACAAUCACGAAGUUCAACAUAGUUAGCAUCGCCAGCUCUGCCGCUGCGCGUCGGAUCGGAAAAACGAUUCAACGGACAGUCGGCUCGUCAUGGAGCGAUACGAGGAAGAAGCCGAGGACAGCGACAACGAGACAGAUCCUGAACAGCUUCUGAACGAGUGGCUAGGCGAGUUGGACAGCCUAACUGUGGGUCUUGACAACGUGAGCUCGGCGACCCUCAGGCCCUUUAACUCGGACAUCAACACACCGAGGAUCGACAGCUACAGGUUCUCCAUGGCGAAUCUCGAAGAUUCCCAAGAUGUCGACCUGGAUGCGAUCCUCGGUGAAUUGUGCGCCUUGGAGCGACGUUGCGACGGAGACAUCGCCGCUACUCCCGCACCAGAUUCACAAAGGCCAGGACGACCCACCAGCGCGAGGAUCAACCCAGGCGACAACACCGAUAUCAAAAAUGAAGGAGGUAUGCGCACUGAUAGUCCUGAUAAUGACAGUGCGUUCUCAGACACGGUGUCCAUGUUGUCCAGCGAAAGUUCGGCGAGUAGUAGUGGUUCCGGACACAAGCCACCUCAGACCGCCAUGCACACAGCUCCUCAGCAGCAAUCGCACCAGUUUGUCGAUACAGCGAGUAAAGCGAAGGCAGAGAAAAUCCGCCUGGCGCUGGAGAAGAUGCGCGAGGCGAGCGUACAGAAGCUCUUCAUCAAAGCGUUUACGCUGGACGGUAGCGGUAAAAGCCUCUUGGUCGACGAAGGGAUGAGCGUCGCGCAUGUGUGUAGGUUGCUCGCAGACAAAAACCAUGUUCCAAUGGAUCCGAAGUGGGCCGUGGUCGAGCAUUUGCCCGAUCUCUUCAUGGAGAGGGUUUACGAGGACCACGAAUUAUUGGUGGAAAAUCUUCUACUAUGGACCAGGGAUUCCAAAAACAAGUUACUUUUCGUCGAGAGACCAGAUAAAACACAGCUAUUUCUCACACCCGAACGAUUCCUUCUCGGUCCCACAGACCGCGGUGGUGGCGAGUACGACGACCACUCGAGAAAUAUUCUAUUAGAAGAGUUCUUCUCAAGCAGCAACGUCGGCGUACCCGAGGUCGAGGGUCCGCUGUACUUGAAAUCGGACAGCAAGAAGGGUUGGAAGAGGUAUCACUUUAUUUUACGAGCCUCCGGUCUUUAUUACUGGCCGAAGGAAAAGGCACGCACCGCUCGAGAUCUCGUCUGUCUGGCAACCUUCGACGUUAAUCAGGUUUAUUAUGGCGUUGGCUGGCGAAAGAAAUACAAAGCGCCUACCGACUUUUGCUUCGCCGUAAAGCAUCCACGACUGCAACAGCCCAAAUCCACCAAGUACAUUAAAUUCCUCUGCGCGGAAGAUAACGCAUCUUUGGAGCGAUGGAUAGUUGGCAUCCGCGUGGCGAAGUACGGCAGGCAGCUAAUGGAAAAUUAUCGGGCGCUCGUGGACGAGCUGGCGCAGGAGGAUUUGGACUUACUGGCACAUGCCAGAUCGUGCUCGGUCAGUUCUAUUGCUGCACCGCCAAAUCAGACCCAGUAUAAUACGACAAAUGACAACGCCAGACAGUUUGCGGAGAACGUAAGGCACAGCAACGAAACGACAGUUGCUACGACGAGGCAAUACGAUGGUCAAAGACAGAGUUAUAAUUCGGAACAACGGCAGAGCUAUAACAACGACGGCAGGUUGAGCAGAGCGAGCAGCUCUAGCUCCAGUGGAUGUUUGUCUGAUGGGGCACCGAGUAGUUGUGAGGUGGCCUUCGAAUGCGGUGAAUUUCCAACCGGUACGAUAAAGCGGAAGCCGUCUAUGAAUCCGAAGUUGCCUCUCACAUCAAUUACGAGGCAAUUGAAGGAGGUCGGCGAAACUGUUCGAGACGAACCAGACUCCUGCCCAAGCCCGACAAGUUCGGGAUCCGGUACGCUGACUAGAAGGCACAGUCGUCGGCGAAGUGGCACUGACUCUGACGGGUCCGGAACAUUGAAGAGACAUCAUAGAUCUGGAAACGCGACACCAGUCAGCCCAGUACCUCCUAGCACGCCGGUGAGAGAGAGAGCGAGUCCUAUGGGAUACAGCAGAUCGGAGAGCCAGGAAUCAUCGAAAACGCCGACGAGUCCGAUACAAGCGUGCAUGAUGGAUUCGAUUACCUCGCUGCCACCGCCACCAUCACCGUCGAGAGUUGCCGAAGAAGUUGAGUCCGAUAGCGAACCGCUUCCGCCACCACCUCCCGAAAUGUUCCGAUCGAAUCUCUCGCUGGACUCCCUGCCACCGCCGCCAGCGCCCGGUGAACUUCCGGUUUGCAACACACCGGAACUCACGGGCUCCUCGUUGAGCCUCGCGUCUCUACCGCCACCGCCCAGUCCGCUCGUCGGCGAAACCGGAACGAUACGUCGCGCUAGACCGAAACAGUCCACCCCCACGAACUCUGUCACUCCCGAGAGCACCCCCACGCAUAAUCCUAACCCCAGGUCACAAGCCAAUCAAAUGUACACAAAUAGUAUCGCGUUAAACAACAACUCAGUCCAGAAUUACAAUUCGAACGCGUCCCCGAAUGUUCAUGCGAACAACACCGCCAAUUCCGUAUCCUCUCCACACAACAGUUCCUAUCCAGGAUCGACGGCAAGUACGCCGACCUACACCCCAAACUCGCCUAAUUUCACAUCGCCGCCACCCUUCGUACCGCCGCCGGCUUAUGGUGCUCAACCGCCACUUACCAAUUCCCAGAGUCUCGGCCGGCAAAAUUCCAAGGUCGAAUCGAUAUACCAGACCGGUCAUCACAACACGAUCCAGCCGAUUAGGCCAAAUCCCAACAUGGACACCGUCCGACGUAGUGCUAUGAAACAAGGAACUGGCCAUUACGCAGCACCGCCUUAUCUGGCCGAAUUAAAGGCUGCCUCCAGUCCGCAACCGCAACGACGAGUGACCAUCCAAGAACCACCGACGUCGCCCAAGUCGAAGACCGGAACCGGCAAGAAGAUCUCAUUCAAUCUGCCGCCCCAACAGGAACCCGGCAGUCCCGCAUUACCACAACGGAAGCCGACGCCGCCUAGAAGAUCCGACAGCACCAGGCUUACGUCACCGAAGAAGCUGGCAGCGUCUGAUCAGGCGCCGCCGGGCGAUUUCCUCAAAGAUCUCCAGAGAGUGAUGAGAAAGAAGUGGCAAGUUGCUCAGAAGUGCAAGUUAGAUUCAACGACGACGCCGCACGAGGUGCUCGGUUUCCGGGACCCACCUCCUGCCGUGGCCGAUUACAGAGAGACUAAUGUGUCCAAUUGGGUACAGGAACACUACGGCGCGGAUAAUCUGUAUGAGAAUGUAUACGCGACGGAUCCCCACGGACCAGUCGAGUACGCGUCCAGCCCGGCCAGACAGACGGUGAGGUUCGCGGAUGAAAACCGCAGCAUGAACAUUGUUAAUGCAAUCGCCGGCAAGAGACGGCCGCCACCGCCGCCGCCCAAGAGGGCCGAGACCACGCAUCUUACCACCACCAGGGCGAUGCACUGACAAUAGCAGAUAAUCCAGCCCCA
Molecule: messenger RNA, 4163 nt
Organism: Trachymyrmex septentrionalis
Lineage: Eukaryota; Metazoa; Arthropoda; Insecta; Hymenoptera; Formicidae
Product: amyloid beta A4 precursor protein-binding family B member 1-interacting protein-like
Exons: 13
Coding region: 742-4140 (1132 amino acids)
Biological process (GO): signal transduction
Source: RefSeq, a predicted model, not a curated record